Nannospalax galili (Upper Galilee mountains blind mole rat) is the source of this 3394-nucleotide messenger RNA. Its product is annotated as zinc finger protein 883. Gene Ontology annotation, biological process: regulation of transcription by RNA polymerase II. The coding region runs from base 92 to 1969 and encodes 625 amino acids. Lineage: Eukaryota; Metazoa; Chordata; Mammalia; Rodentia; Spalacidae. The transcript has 4 exons. The record is from RefSeq and is a predicted model, not a curated record. Gene Ontology annotation, molecular function: RNA polymerase II cis-regulatory region sequence-specific DNA binding; DNA-binding transcription factor activity, RNA polymerase II-specific.
GGUGGCGGGUGCCGCCCUUGCCGCCAUGUUGAGUCCCUAGGAGCUGACGCGAGGCUUGUGGCUGCUCGUCUUCGGUGACUUUCAUCAAGCUAUGUCUUCUACGGACCGCAGGCCCCUCAGGGCGGACACCUGGGUGCUUCAGAAGCAGGAAAUGGAGCCAGUAACCUUUGAGGAUGUUGCUGUGAACUUCACCCUUGAAGAGUGGGAUUUGUUGGAUUCUAGUCAAAAGAAGCUCUACAGAGAUGUGAUGACAGAAACCUUUACAAACCUGAUCUCCAUAGGGAAAACAGAAGAAGAAGAAAACAUUGAAGAGGACUACCAAAGUCUGCGAAUUCAGGUAAUUGAGAGAGACUAUGAGUAUGAACAUAGUAAUCAAUAUGGAGAAACGCACUACCAGAUUCCAGAGCAUAUUUUUAAUGAAGACAUGCCUCCUGCAGUAACAGAAUAUGAAAACAAUGUCUGUGCAGGAGACACUGGUCAUUCGCCCUCAGAAGUGCGCCUCAUAGGUGAAACUGGAGAAUAUAAGGAACAUGUGAAGGUUUUUAAACAGGAGAAAUGUUGGGAAGAGUUUACUUAUUCUGAGUCCUUUCAGGAGCAUGAAAGUCCUCCUAGAGAGACACCCUAUGAAAACCAACAGUUUAAUGAAGCCUGUAGGAAUUUCACUUCUGAUCAAAAUUAUGAGAGAAUUCCCACUGAGAGUAAAAAUGAAUAUGAUCAAUUUGAGAAAGACUUUAAAGGAUGUAAUUACUUUCAGAUGUAUGAAAAUAUACACACUGAAGUGAAACCAUUUGUCUGUAAGCAUUGUGGAGAAGCCUUCGUUGAGUUCAGUCAGCUUAUUUACCAUGAAAGAAUUCAUUCUCAAGAGGAAUGUUAUGUGUGUAAUCAGUGUGGGAAAGCAUUUAGACAUUUCUCCUACCUUAAAAAACAUCAGAGAAUUCACAGUGGAAAUGCACCCUUUGUAUGUAAGCAGUGUGGCAAAGCAUUCAUUCGUUCAUCUCACCUUCUUGUCCAUGAAAGAAUUCACACUGGAGAGAAACCUUAUGCAUGUAAGCAUUGUGGAAAAGCCUUCAGCCAUCACAGUUCCUGUUGCAGACAUGAAACAAUGCACACUGAAGAGAAACCCUAUGUUUGCAAGCAGUGUGGGAAAACAUUUACAUGUUCCACAUCCCUCCGCAACCAUGAAAGAAUUCACACCGGAGAGAAACAGUAUGCAUGUAGGCAGUGUGGCAAAACCUUCAUCCACCGUGAUGCUUGUUACAAUCAUGAAAGAACUCACACUGGAGAAAAACCCUAUGUAUGUAAGUAUUGCGGGAAAGCAUUUACGUGGUCUACAUGCCUUCGCAACCAUGAAAGAACUCACACUGGAGAGAAGCCUUAUAUAUGUAAGCACUGUGGAAAAGCCUUCACUCAUUCCAGUACCCGUUACAGUCAUGAAAAAAUUCACACUGGAGAGAAGCCCUAUGUAUGUAAAAAAUGUGGGAAAGCAUUCAUUCAUUCCAGUCAUCUUGUCAGCCAUGAAAAGAUUCACACUGGCGAGAAACCCUAUGCUUGUAAGUAUUGUGGGAAAGCUUUCAUUCAACGUAAAGCUUGUUACAGUCAUGAAAGAUCUCACACUGGAGAGAAGCCUUAUGUAUGCAAACAGUGUGGGAAAGCAUUUAAGUGUUCCAUGUAUCUUCGCAACCAUGAAAGAACUCAUACUGGAGAGAAACCUUAUAUAUGUAAGCAUUGUGGAAAAGCUUUCACCCAUCAGAGUGCCCGUUACCGUCAUGAACGAAUUCACACUGGAGAGAAACCCUAUAUGUGUAGAAAAUGUGGGAAAACAUUCAGUGAUUGCAGUUAUCUUGUUAAACAUGAAAGAAUUCACACCAGAGAGAAAAUUUAUGUGUGUAGGCAUUGUAGGAAAGCAUUUAGAUGUUACACAUCUCUUUACAAACAUGAAAGAACUGAGUGUAAGAAUUGCGAUGAGUAGAACUUAUACAAGUGUGAAGUCCACCGGCAGUGUCUGUGGUCAACUUGUUUUUAUUGUCAGGUAUGAAAGAAGAGUGUGGACAGUCUGGGAGAAAGCUUAAUGGGUAAAGACAUGGCUUGUUGGCCAAGCCUGAUACUCUUGAGCUCCAUCCCUGGGACUCAUGGUGGAUGUAGAGAAUCGAUUCCCUUAAGUUUACUUCUGACUUCCACAUGCACACCUUUGCACAGAUGUAUACACAAAUAAACACAACAUUUAUUUUUAAAAAUAAUUACAUAAAAAUAGAAUAUGACAUCUGCAGAAGUGUAGUUUUAGAUCUAAUGUGCAAGUGUAUAUAGGGUGAAAACCUGUUGCGCUGGGUUUGGUAGUGCAUGCUUUUUUACUGGGCAGGGGUGGGAGGGAGGUACAGACUAAACAAUAUUUAAUGGAAUGAGUUUGAUCACCUGGGAGAUUUAAGAAACAGUUCCAACCAAAUGAAAUUUUCAUUGUACAGAUACAAGACAGCAGGGCUAGAGAGGUGGAUCUUCAGAAAAGAGUGCUUGCUCUUCUGGAGGACCUGAAUUCAGUUCCCAGCAUCCAUGUCAGGUGGCUCACAAUCACCUGUAACUCCAAAUCCAGGGAAUCUGAUGUCCUUUUCUGGCCUCUGCAAGCAUAUACACACAUGUGGUAUACACACACAUAUAAAAAUAAAAACCUUAGAAAAAUGUAUAAAAUAGGUAUGAGAAAGCUGGUUUUUUUUCAAAUAAAGUAAAAGUUAUGAAAUAACGUAGUUUAAUCUUGUAAGAGCAAGAAAUGUGAACACUUUUAGCAAAUUUAUUUGUGUAGAAUAUUUCUGAAAAUAACCUGAAAGAAAUAUAGUAAAACUAUGAGUAUUUUUGUCAUUGGUCCAUUCUUACACAAGACCUUUACUCUGCAUUGUUUUUUAUAGUUUUGAAAUGAUGACUUGAUAAAUAAUGUUUAUCAUGGUUUUGCUUGCCUGUAUUCCCUGCUGCUUGAAAAGCUGAUGCCACCAAGACUCACCAACAAUAGCAACCAUAGAAAAACAUUUGAAUUGAGAUGAAUUGAGUUUAUAAACUUGGUAAAUCACUUUCAGUUUAGUAGGUAUGGUUUAUUGUUUAAAUUAAGUGAGCUAAUACUUCUUACUAUUGAACUGUGUUUGAUUCAUGGAAUUGAGAUGCAUUUAUAAUAAUGCAGUAGAUUUAAUUUUACAUAGUUUUUCAGUAAUUGUUCAUUUAAAAUUGAAACUAGAUGCUUCUUAAUUGUUAGUAUUUUCUCACUGUCCUUAUGACAGCUCUUUUGUGUUUCUGUUCAUUUGCAGUUUCCUUACAUUUAAUGUGAAUAUGAGAUUUUUCUGAAUGACAUUUGCAUAAAUUCUGUAUUUUGUGCUUUUCAAUGUAUGUUCAAAUAAAGACAAGAUUUUGUUGUGUA